CGUGAUCCCCUCCCCCAAGCCCCCCACCCCGCGGCGUUCGCGGCGGGAGGCGGGGCUGCGCGCGCACGCGCUCGCGUCUCCAGGCAACGGGCAUAACAGGGGCCAGCUGCGGGCGCCUGCGCGGCCGGAGGUGAGUGGCGGGGUUUGGUGCCCUGAGCUGGAGUUGUCUCUGACAGCCAGGCUUCAGUCCAGACCCUGAAUGGCUGAUCUCCACUUGGCACCACCUCUGCCUGUGGGUGUGAUGCUCCCGCAUAAUAAAACAAAAGCUCCCGGGCUCCACGCAAGUAAGCAAGAGCCCUAUGAAAAAGGUGACUCUCCCCAGCUGUCCUCAAUGGGGCACCUGAGGCAUCAUUCCCAGGAGAAGCUUUUGAGCAACAAAGAGCUGAUGCUGAAUCAUCCCUACCCUCACUCCAAACGGAACACCUGUGAGAGAGCUGGGAGCUGCUUCUGUCCCCACCGUGCUGGACUCAGCCAGCAAGAGCCAAAAAGCCACCUCCAGAGCCAAGCCAAGGAUUUGUUUUACUCAUCAGGCCCUCAGUCCCAGUACCCCAAAGCAAAUAACCAUGAAUUCAUCCCCUUUACAAAGAAGCGAGUUGGAGUGGACCGGGCAUACCCACUGAAACCUGUGUUCCACAGGAAGUCUCAUAGUACAGGUGAGACUGGCAUGGAUGGGGACCAAGACGUCUCUCCAAGACCCCCUGAGCCAAGGGAGUUGUCAUACAGCAGCUUUGGUUUGAGGAACUGGGCCGGCUCAUCUGUGGUUGGUACUGCUGCUGCCAGGCAGGGGGAGAGGACCCUGGCAAACCCCACCCGGAUCGAGUGGCUGCAGAUCCAAAGACUAGAAGCUGCAGGGGAGAAUUUAGAGGAGGAAAUUCGAAGAAAAGAGACCCUCCUACGGGAAAAGCUGAAGAAGACAGAAGAAGAACUCAGAAGGAUCCAGAAGGAAAAAGAACAGGCUGAGGAAAAUGAAAAAAGAGAGUUACAGAGACUGACACUCCCCAGCAGGAGACUUACAGGUAAUAGCAACUCCACUUACAGACCCGUCUUCUCCCCAGACUCUGGCUCUAAGGAGGUCUUCAGUGGAGAGGAGGAAACUGGGGGAGGGUCUCAAGAAAAUUGUAGCCCAUUCCAGUUCUCUGGUUAUGGGAUGCAGAAGCUCAAAAGGGAAAGACUAGUGGCAAACAACAACAAAAUCCGAGACCAUGCCUCGGGGCAGGUGAAGGAGAAGUGUCCUCAGCCCACAGAAGGGCCAGGCAGCACUUGGCCAAGGUCCACCAGCAAUUCUAACUGGCCUAGGGCACCACAUUCCUCAGGUUCCAGCUGUUCCACCGAAGAGCCAGAACUGGGCAAAUGCAGCCACUGUGGACGCAACUUUCUCUUGCUCAGGCUGGAGAGACACUCCACCGUCUGCAGCAGGACGCAGGGCUCCAAGAGGAAAGUGUUUGACUCCUCCCGGGCCCGGGCCAAGGGCACAGAACUAGAGCAGUACUUGAACUGGAAGGGACCAGCCUCAGUCAAGGCUGAAGCUCCACGGAAGAGCAACUGGAGACAGAAGCAUGAAUCCUUCAUCCGUACCCUCCGCCAGGCUCGAGAGGUGCAGCGGGUAAUUGCCAAAGGUGGAAACCCCUCAGACUUGCCUCCCAUCCCGCCUGCAGAAAAUCCAGACUAUAUUCAGUGUCCUCACUGUAGCCGUCACUUUGCUCCCAAGGUGGCUGAUCGGCACAUUCCCAAGUGCAAGACCAUCAAGAACCGUCCUUUGCCUCCAAGGAAGCAUUCCAGUUGAGCAGACAACAGCGGAAAUCUCCUCAGUCAUUCCAGAAAGCUCGGCUUCUCUUGAGCAGUAGGUAGGAGUAGAAUGAUUUGAUGCAAAGCAGGAAGAACUAGAUUUUAUACAUCUCCCAGAUCAGCCUGCAGAGCUGAAAUCAGGGAGGAGAAACCCAUCGCUAGCAGCAGGAGGCAGAAGGAAGUCUCAGCCUCCCACCUCAGGCUGGUGUGCCUCAUGUUACUGCCCUAAGAACUGAUGGGUGAAGACAGUUAAGAGUGGCGAGCAGGCUACAUUAAAGCUGUCUUCUCACGA
Molecule: messenger RNA, 2077 nt
Organism: Myotis myotis
Lineage: Eukaryota; Metazoa; Chordata; Mammalia; Chiroptera; Vespertilionidae
Gene: ZC2HC1C
Product: zinc finger C2HC-type containing 1C
Exons: 3
Coding region: 200-1783 (527 amino acids)
Source: RefSeq, a predicted model, not a curated record